AUGGGCUCAAACGUGGGGGACUCGUUAAGCCCGAUAGUAUCACCCUCCAUACCCCCGUCCGACCUUCCUCGAUUUUUAGAAAGGCCAAAAACCCUCCCCCCGCCGCGCUCCCGCUGCGCGCCGAUUGAAUGCCCCGUCGGGCCCCGCCCGCAACGGCGUGCGCGGACCUUGGAUUCUUCCGCGCCCGCGCAAAGCCCCAGGCAUAGCCGACUCUCCCCCAGGUCCCCGCAACCCGCGCUACGAUGGGCGGAACCUAUCAGCGGAAGGGAGAGCGACCGCGUGCUUUCCCCCUCAAAUCUCUCCUCCGACGGCUCUUCCUCCCCCCUGCUUUCCCCCGAUGGCUCCGCCGCCUCCGCGCUUCUUUCCCCCCGCGGCGGAACCUCUGCUUCCGCCGCUUGGCGGCCCGCCGCUCUCACCCCCGUGCGCAGCCCGCACGCGACGGCGAUCCGCCAUAGAGCUACCUCGUCAAUAGACAUGGAAGAGCUUUGGGCGGACUUCAGUCUCGAAGAAGGCGCCGCGCAAGAUGCGGACAGCGCAUUUGGCGGAGCUGCGCCAGGGGGCGGAGCGGGCGGAAAUGGCGCGGAAGGGCGGGGGCGGCGGAGAGGGCACGCGCGGAACAUUUCGUUUUCCGACUUCCGGUCCUUUCUAAAAGACAAACCGCGCGACGGCGACGCGAAACCCGGCGAAGUUGACGCUAGUAAUCUCUCGAAAGGGCAGCAACAGAGCGGCGCGACGUCGAUGGCAGCGGCGGCGGCGACCGCGGCGACAGCACCCAGACGGCGCCCGACGCUUUCGCGUCUUUUCUCCAGCCGCCGAGAUCCUACGUCCGCAUCUCCCGCCGCGUUGGACGGCGCGUCUAGCGGCGCCGCGCCGUCCGUCAUCCCCGUUUCCCUCUCUUCCAUGUCUUUCCGAGGGCCACAGGACACGUCAGCCAGCGAUGACGUGGAAUUGUAUGGCGGCGUCGUGCGAUGCUCGUCUGUAGAGACGAAACACGCGCCGCUCUCUGCUCGGCUUGCAGCGAAUGACAUAGGCGCCGUGCCGAAAUCCCCUCGGGCCGCGACGCGCAGCGCAAGCUUUAGACGGAAUCCCGGCGCGGCGGCGGGAACCUCAGGAAAGAGUUUGAGCGGGAAAGAACCAAUGAUGGUCGUUCCUUUCACGCGACGCGUCAAGGGCGGCGCGUCGCAGCAGCAGUCGCAGGAGUCGUCGCAGCAGUCGCCGCCAUCGGCGCAGAAGCGACGCGGCCGCCGCGGAUGGCAGCCGCCGCCAGGGAAGCAGGAUAUCGAGCCGCUCGACGAAGCGCGUCGGGACGAAGAAGCGGAAGCGGCGAUUGGCGCAAAGCGCGCGGAACGAUCGGGAGCGGCAGAGGAGGGAGCGGAAUCAUGGGAGGAGGGGGGAGAGUCGGACGAGGAGGGCGGAGGGGAUGGGGGAAGCGCUGCGCACUCAGGUCCGCGCAUCGUUUUCCGCGUGGUACAGAACCCGCAGGUAGGGAAAGCUGGUCCGACGGGAAUGGCGCGCAGGGCGGAACGAGCGGCGGGGAAAGCGGCGGGGGAAGCGCGGGCAGCGGAUGAUGUGCUGGGCGCGUCGUUUGAUCCGCGCGCGUCUGGUCCGCGCGGCGGCUUCCGCCAAGCGAGCUCGCGGGGCUCUGCGGCUAGCAGCCUUGCGGAGUGGCGGGGACUCGCCCGGCAGGGGGACGGGGCGGAACGGAUUGGGGGAGCAGCGGGUGAAGCGGGCGGAUCGGGGGAACCGUGGGUGGGGACUGGGGAGACUGGCGGGAAUUGGGGGAAUGGGGGGAGUGGGAGCAAUGGGGGGAGUGACACGGAUAUAGUAGGUUCCUUCCGCGAUAUAGCGUACUCGGGGAGCGGGGCGAGCCUGCGCGACGGGAUCGCGCAUCUGACGGCCGCGGCGGCAGCCGUGGCGCUGCCGUCGCCGCGUGGCGGAUGCGGAAGGGAGGGCGGCGCAGCAGGGCUUCGGGACGGCGCGGGGGACGUGGGGCGGGGAGGGCGGGCGGGGGCGGGGGAGGGGGAGGGGAAGGGGGAGAGCGGGGAAUCGUCUUGGCGCAUGGCGAGUCUGAGUCAGGGAAUUGGGGAGAUAGAGGUGGGCGCGCGAGGGGUUGGGGGAGUAAGCGCGGGGAAGGAGGAGGCGGCUUGGCGCAUGGCGAGUUUGAGUCACGGUAUUGGGGAGAUAGAGGCGGGCGCGCGGGGGGGAGGCGGAGAGGGGGGAGGCGCGGGGGGAAGGGAAGAGGGAGGAGACUACAGCACGUGGCUCGGGGAAGGGGAGGGGGAGGGGGAGGGGGAGGGGGAGGGGGAGGGGGAGGGGGGAAGAGGAGAGGCGUCUUGGCGCAGAUGCAGUCUCAGUUACGGCAUGGGGGUCGCCGGGACGAGCGGGGAGGGGAAUGCAUGGCGCAUGGCUAGUUUAAGCAACGGCAUUGGGGUAAUAGGGGAAGUGGAGGGGGAAGGGGAAGGGGGAGCAAGGGAGGGAGGCGCAAGGGAUGGGGGGGAAGAGAAUGCAUGGCGCAUGGCUAGUCUGAGUCACGGCAUUGGGGUUAUUGAGGAAGCAGAGAGAGGAAGGGAAGGAAGGGAUGGGGAUGGAUUAGGAGAAAGAGACGACGGAUGGGGGGGAGAGGAAAGGGACGAAAGGGGGCGAGGAGUGGAAAGAGGGGAGGGAGAGGGGUUACGAGUGGAAGAGGAGAGUGGAAGCCGAGAGGGGGAGGUGGGGGAGGGGAAGGAGGGCAGGGAAGGGGGGUUUUGGGUGGGGCGAGAAGAGCAGAGCACAGCAGCAAAGGGGAUGCAAGAUAUGUUCGUGGUGUGUGACGCAAACGAGAAGGGUGGGAGCGGUGGAGGGUCAGAGCAGCGGGACGGAGGAGUAGGGGAGUGUGCCGUAGUGCUGCUGGCGAGCGACAGCAGUGCAGUGGGGGAAGGAAGUGCAGUGGGGGAAGGAAGUGCAGUGGGGGAAGGAAGUGCAGUGGGGCAGAGGAAUGGAAGGGCAGGGGAGCAGAUGAGCAAGUUGAGCAAGAUGAGCGAUGCAUGCUGUCACUCUAGGCCUGCCUCUCUUGAGAAUUCUCACAAGUCCCUUCCCCUCCACCUCGCCUCCUCCUCCCCUCCCGCCAGGCCUUCCCCCUUUCUCCCCUCCGCUUCCCCUCCCGCUCCCCCUUCCCCCUCCGCCCACCCCGCCUCCCCCGCGUUCCAGUUCCCCCUCCCCGCGGGGACCCGCUCCCCCGUCUCCCCCUGCCCUGGCGGGCAUGUGGGGGAGGGGCGGGCGGAGGGGAAGGGGAGAGGGGGAGGCGUGCAUAGGAGCGUGAGUGAUGGGGUUCUGCAGACGGGGAAACGCAGUGAACAGAUGCAGGCGGAGCAGCAGGAGGAGGAGCAUCAGGGGGAUGGGAUGGAAGCGGGACGGUCGGCAAACGAAUCUCCAGCAGACACAGAACGAGUAGCAGCAGACGGGGAAGCAGGGGUUGGCGCAGAAUCACACCCGUCAGGUGCAGAAUCAGGCAGAGCAGGGACAGGGGUUGACACAGGGGGAAGCCCAUCAGUAGCAGUAUCAGAUGCAGCAGAUGCAGGGAAAGCUGCUGGCGGGACUCCAGCAGAGGCAGGGGUUCACACAGAACUAAAGGGAUCAGGAGCAGAUGCAGCAGAAGCAGGGAGGGCUGCUGGCAGUAAGAGUCGGGGGCGGCGCGUGCAAUUCAGUGACGUGGUGAGGCCCCUCCAAGCGGAUGGGUGUGGCGGCCGGAGAAACGGAGUUACGUUCAAGCACAGAGGCGCAUUCUAA
This is a messenger RNA of Closterium sp. Naga37s-1, 3765 nucleotides long. The record is from the annotation of a GenBank genome assembly. Lineage: Eukaryota; Viridiplantae; Streptophyta; Zygnematophyceae; Desmidiales; Closteriaceae.